ACGUCGACGACGAUAUGGCCUCCGGAGAAGCCUCCUCCGGUCGACGAUGUCACCUUCUCGUGGUGCCAGACGUACAACCAGUCGGAUACGUGCUUUUCGAGGGAUUUGAAGCAUGGCUGGUGUUAUGAUUUUCGGCUUUUAGAUCCUGCCAUGUUGGAUAUGCUGGAGGAUGUGGGAGCGUCGGGAGGGCAAUGCAUGUUGUUCAGCGCCCCAGACUGUAAAGGCAAACGCACAGCUAUAUUCGCCGGCGAGCACCUUUGGACGUCAUAUCUCUGUCCAAAACCCAGCAAGAAGGUCAAGUGGAACCGCGACGGACGCUCGGUGCGCUGCUGUUCUGGCCCGCCAAACACGCCGUGGUGCAACAACGCAGUCAGAAAGACGCACAAAUGC
This is a messenger RNA of Trichoderma asperellum CBS 433.97, 390 nucleotides long. RefSeq lists its product as uncharacterized. NCBI's taxonomy places the organism in Eukaryota, Fungi, Ascomycota, Sordariomycetes, Hypocreales, Hypocreaceae. The record is from RefSeq and is a predicted model, not a curated record.